UCUGUGGCCUCCAGUCGCCUGGCUAUGACUUUUGAUGCUGUUAUUGAUGUGCUUCCUUGGCUUCAGCAGCUAUUUUUGCUAUAAUAAUCCUGCUGCCCUUCAGACUCAGGAUAAACAGAAUAGGCAGGUGAACACCAUGAAAUUCAUGCUGCUAUAUGCCUGGUAUUCUUGGCCCAAUGUAGUUUUGUGUUUCUUUGGUGGCUUUUUAAAAGACCGAGUAUUUGGAAUCUGAUGGGGCACAAUUACUUUUAGCUGUUUUAUUUGCAUUGGACAGGGUUUUGUUCUCGGUGGAAUAUUUAAUGUUUUUUGGCUGAUGGAAUUUGAAAGAUUUGUGUUUGGGAUUGGUGGGGAGUGCUUAGCAGUUGCCCAGGAUACAUAUGCUGUGAGCUGGUUUAAAGACAAAGAAUUAAACCUGUCUGGACUCCAACAAUUUAGCAUGGCUAGAAUUGGAAGUACAGUAAACAUGGACUUCAUGAGUUGGCUGUAUUCUAAGAUUGAAGCUUUGUGGGGUUCUGCUGGUCACACAACCCCUGGGGUCACACUUAAGACUGGGGGUAUAAAAUGUAUUCUUUCACUAAUCUGCGCCUUCUUGGCUCUUGCUUACUUAGAUCUGAGAGCAGAGAGAAUCCUUCAUAAAGAACAAAAAACAGGGUAAGUUUUUAAAUUAACUGAUGUGAAAGAUUUCUCCUUACCCCUGUGGCCCAUAUUUAUCAUCUGUGUCUGCUAUUGUGUUGCCAUGUUCCCUUUUAUUGGACCUGGGAAAGUUUUCUUUACAGAGAAAUUUGGAUUUUCUUUCCAGGCAGCAAGUGCAAUGAACAGUGUUGCAUAUGUCUUAUCAGCUCCCACGCCGGUAUUUGGGCUCCCCGUGGAUGACACGGGGAAGAACGGCAUCUGCGUUCUGCGUGUGGUCGCAGCCACUCUUGUGUCCCACAUGAUGCUGGCCUUUAUGAUGUAGAGCCAUUGGGUUGCUAUGUGUCUUCUGGGAAUCUCCUAUUCAUUGCUUGCCUGUGCAUUAUGGCUAAUAGUGGCAUCUGAAGUUCCUGACCAUCAGCUGGGAACUGCAUAUGGCUUCAUGCAGUCCAUUCAGAAACUUGGGUUGGCCAUCAUUUCCAUCACUGCUGGGACGAUGAUACUGGAUAUUGGGGGAUAUUUGUUUUUAGAAGUUUUCUUCAUUGCCUGUGUUUCUAUGUCACUUUUAUCUGUGGUCUUACUCUAUUUUGUGAAUUAUGCCCAGGGUGAGAACCUAAAUUAUUCCACAAGACAAAGGGAAGAAAUAAAAUUUUCCCAUACUUAG
Molecule: messenger RNA, 1294 nt
Organism: Symphalangus syndactylus (siamang)
Lineage: Eukaryota; Metazoa; Chordata; Mammalia; Primates; Hylobatidae
Product: major facilitator superfamily domain-containing protein 1
Biological process (GO): transmembrane transport
Cellular component (GO): lysosome
Molecular function (GO): transmembrane transporter activity
Source: RefSeq, a predicted model, not a curated record